GGUUUUAUUUUUAUCGUUUGUUUACAUGUUCUCUAGCCGACAACAGACUGAAAUAUUGAAAAGUUUACUUUCUUAUGACUUUCUAAGGGAUUUUACUAAACUGAUAUACAUGGCGGCCAGACAGUAUCACCUGAAGUUUAGUGGAUCAGCUGCUGCUUCUGUUGAUGCGUAUGCUGAGUAUAAAAGGAUUGUGGGGGAUGAUGAUGGUGGAGUCCUGUUUACUCCUGAGCAGUACGAGGCGUACAAAAAGAGAGUCAUUCCAAUGAGAAUGAAGAACAGAAUUUUCACGUGCUGGAUAAAUCCGGAAGGAAUGGACUGCAAGCUAGUGGGACCGGAAACACUCUGCUUUUGUAAUCAUAGAUAUCGACAACAUAAGACAGACUUUGAUGUUCUUCCCCAGGAUCGCCCAAUUCUCUUACCCUGUAAGGUCAAAGGUUGUGGCUGCUACUCCUAUGAAUAUGUACCGCUAAAUGGGAGCCAGUCUAUCAGAUGUACUUGUAAACACUUCACAGAGGACCACACAGCCAAGGCUCCACACAAGUGUAAAAAUGGUUCAUGUGGCUGUACAAGGUUUCACAGUUCUUUCACCUGUGGCUGUGGGAAUCCAUACUCUAAUCAUGAGAUGUUGAUAGAGACCAAGGAUGAGAGACUGGCCCGUGGUCACCCAGUGGGCCAGGAUGUACCCUAUCAAGCCAUGGGGGGCGUCACCGGAUUCUCUUCCCUUAUGGAAGGUUACAUGAGAUUGGAUCCAAGUGGAAUAGGCGCACCCUCUAAGGAGUUCCUGGAACAGCCAAUCACAGCAUCUGACCACCCAUUCCUGAGAGCCAAUGUCCAAUCUAUCAAAGCCCACAAGAUGAACCAGAGAGCUCUCAAAGGUCAGCCAUCCAGCAAUGAGGUGGAUGAGGACUUGGCAGAGAGAAUGUCUGCCAUGAGGAGGCCUGGGGAAACAGACAUGGACUACUUUGAAAGGAGAUACCAAGAAAGGCAAAGAGCAGAGAGGGAGCAAAGCAGAGCAAGAGUUCAGGCAGCAAGGACAAAGGCAAUCGGAAAACGUAAUCCACCAUCAAAACCCGCCAAAUGAUUGACAGGCUAAUUGUCAAACUAUCACAGCAGCAACGCUUGUUGUGCAAUUCCUUUGUAAGAAAGCGUAACUGUGAUAUUUUGAAAUCCUUCACUAUUGUAUCAUGUCUUGUCAUUAUCUGAUUCAUGUUGUUGCCAUGCAUCAUGCUCUUUCAUCUAAAAAGGACCAAAACGACAUGAAUAAUAGUCAAAUUUUUGGGAUGAUAUUGACCUGUCACUUCUUCAGAAUGAUGGAAUAUUUAGAAAUGAAAAAUAAAUAGAUAAAAAAUGCAAACUAGCACUAAAACUAAACUAUAAAGGCUGAGACAAAGACAGAAUGUCUACAUAUUAAUAUCAACAAGUGCUACAUGAAACAAUAAAAAAUUGUAUAUUCUCAAUGAUAGUCUAGACAGAACUGUACUAAUCAACAGUUCAUAUAUUGUUCAUGUUUUGGGUCAUUUUUAAUUGCUUUAUAUAUCCUUAUUUAUUUGACCGGGUAUCUACAUGUUCAGAUCCAACACUUUAGAUUUGGGUGUUGUUGGUUUUCCAUGCACUCUAUAUAUAGUCAAACCUCGUUAUCUCAAUCUUGAUUGGAUCAAGAAAAAAUUCAAGAUAUCCAAAUAUUCGAGUUAUUGGGGACUUAUAAAUCACUUAGAAAUAUUCAUGGUAUGUAAGAUGUCAAUGUUCGAGAUAGCGAAGUUUAACUGUAUGCAUUUUUUAUAGAAUCAAUAUCAGUACGUGAAGGAUUAUGAUGAACUGUUACACUAUGUAAUCCUUUUUAAUAAGUGUCCUGAUCGAUGAUGAACACAAUUGUUCCUCUUAGAUGUAAUUGCCCUAUAGUACAAAGUGUGUGUUAUCAGCAUUGUCAGAAAAUGCCUCUACAUUUUGAAUAUGAACACUGUGUUUUACAAUAGCUAGGUUACACUAUAAACCAGUUUUGUGUUAGCAAACUUAGCAUUUGGUUUUAGCACAGAGAAUAUAAUGAUGUUACUUGUCAUGAGAUAUUUAUUUUUCAUCAAUUUGAUAUUCAUUGAUUCCAAACAUGGAAUAUUGGAAGUACUGUAUCCAUCUGUCUGUGAAAUGUGAUAUUUUAUCGCCAACAUUUUUCAAGCUUACAGACUUCAACAUCACAAUGCAACCAGACAAACUGUUGGUUUGAUUGAUACACUAACUUUGAUAUUAUGCUGUUGACACUCAUACUAUAUACUAUGGAGAUGCUACAAUGGAUGAUAUAAGGCAUAAAUUUUUGGACAGUAUGUUAAAGGCCAAAGUCACAAAGAGAAAAUAACUCUGUAUAUGACUGUGUAUCAUAAUGAAUUAACCUGUAGAUUUUGUAUAGUUCAGUAAGGGAAAUAAUUACAGAUCAAAGUCACACUGUAUAACACGUUCACACGAGGUUACAGCAGUCGUAGAUGCAGGCGUAAAUUGUCAGAAGUUGCUCCUCGGCUCCAUGGUCAAAUUAUGCAUACAUGUAGCUUUAUUUUGAGACUGAGAAAGUAGGUUGUCUCAAAUUUUAGUCUGAUAGCAAUGUGUCUGAAUCUACUUUCAACAGAAUACAGCUACUCAGUAGAUGAAUUUACAUUUGGGAUUGGUGGUACAACAUAUAUGCUGUUUUUACUCUUAGAAUGAAUAAUUUACAUCAUAUCUCACAACUACUGUAUGAAAAUGAGAGAUUUUUUUGGAUAAGCGUCAAAAAUAUUUAAUUGAAGUAAAUUUUCAUUGCAUUAAUAUUUUGCGUUGUUAUAUUUCAUUGUUGCGGUUUGCUUGACAUAUCACUGUACUGUGUUAAAGGAAUGGUCUGUGUCGCAUGUUGUACUGUACGUGUUAAAUGAAAGAACUGUGUUAAAUUUAUUGCAUUGUGUUAAAUUAUUGUACUAAUGUUAAAUGGAAGGACUCAGUUGCACGGAUAUUAGUUAACUUUAACUAACAAUUAGUUAACUUUAACUAACAGUUAACUUGUCAUUAACUCUUUACAUAUGUAUAAUGAUAACUAGAUGUUAACUGUCAAAUAAACUAAAUAACUUUUGUGUAACUUAGUCCUGUACUGUGUUAAAUGACUGUACUGUAUUAAAUUACGUACUGUGUUAAAUGGUUGUACUGUGUUAAAUGACUGUACUGUGUUAAAUGACUGUACUGUGUUAAAUGGUUGUACUGUGUUAAAUGACUGUAUUGUGUUAAAUGACUGUACUGUGUUAAAUGAUUGUACUGUGUUAAAUGGUUGUACUGUGUUAAAUGAUUGUACUGUGUUAAAUGGUUGUACUGUGUUAAAUGAUUGUACUGUGUUAAAUGACUGUAUUGUGUUCUGUGUUAAAUGGUUGUACUGUGUUAAAUGAUUGUACUGUGUUAAAUGAUUGUACUGUGUUAAAUGACUGUACUGUGUUAAAUGACUGUACUGUGUUAAAUGAUUGCACUGUAUUAAAUGAUUGUACUGUAUUAAAUGAUUGUACUGUGUUAAAUCAUUGUACUGUGUUAAAUGAAUGUACUGUGUUAAAUGAUUGUACUGUGUUAAAUGAUUGUACUUUGUUAAAUGAAUGUAUUGUGUUAAAUGACUGUACUGUGUUAAAUGAUUGUACUGUGUUAAAUGAAUGUACUGUGUUAAAUGAAUGUACUGUGUUAAAUGAUUGUACUGUGUUAAAUGAAUGUACUGUGUUAAAUGAUUGUACUGUGUUAAAUGAUUGUACUGUGUUAAAUGAAUGUACUGUGUUAAAUGGUUGUACUGUGUUAAAUGAUUGUACUGUGUUAAAUGAUUGUACUUUGUUAAAUGAAUGUAUUGUGUUAAAUGACUGUACUGUGUUAAAUGAUUGUACUGUGUUAAAUGAAUGUACUGUGUUAAAUGAAUGUACUGUGUUAAAUGAUUGUACUGUGUUAAAUGAAUGUACUGUGUUAAAUGAUUGUACUGUGUUAAAUGACUGUACUGUAUUAAAUGAAUGUACUGUGUUAAAUGAUUGUACUUUGUUAAAUGACUGUACUGUGUUAAAUGACUGUACUUUGUUAAAUGACUGUACUGUGUUAAAUGGUUGUACUGUGUUAAAUGAUUGUACUGUAUUAAAUGAAUGUACUGUGUUAAAUGAUUGUACUUUGUUAAAUGACUGUACUGUAUUAAAUGACUGUACUGUGUUAAAUGACUGUACUGUGUUAAAUGAAUGUACUGUGUUAAAUGACUACAUUGUGUUGAAUUGACUCAGUAUUAUGUUAAAUGACUACUGCACUGUGUUGAAUUUUAAAAUAAAUAUUGUGUUGAUAGAAAA
Messenger RNA from Ostrea edulis (European flat oyster), 4307 nucleotides. RefSeq names its product protein FAM221A-like. The transcript has 8 exons. The record is from RefSeq and is a predicted model, not a curated record. NCBI's taxonomy places the organism in Eukaryota, Metazoa, Mollusca, Bivalvia, Ostreida, Ostreidae. The coding region runs from base 26 to 1081 and encodes 351 amino acids.